AUGCCCUUGGAAACUGGCCUGUGCGUGGCUGUGGGGCGCUUCGUCUCUUUUCUGGGCUCUCCCGGGGCUCUGCCUGCUGCCGGAGCUUUACAUCCAGGCGGCGUGGCGGCUCUGCUUCAGGGUCUUUCUUCCCCCGCGCCUCUCCUUUCCAAUGGUCAGGGGUCAUCUCGCCCAGGGACGGAGCAGCAGCGGCGCCCCGAUGAGCUGCCUCUCCCGGCUGUGGCUCUUUGUUUUGCUCCUCAAGACAAAACAGCAGCAUUGGCCAAUACGUUUCUUUUGCUUAUUCACUUGCAGAAUGCGGCGCCUUUCCACGUGGCAGUGCGAGACGACAACUGCAUCGCCGUUUCCCUCGAAGCAGCGGACGUGGUGAGCUCGUCCUCGGUGUACGUUGUCAAAAUCACCGGCGAAUCUAAGAACUAUUUUUUCCAGUUUGACGAAUUCAACAGCACUUUACCUGCUCCUGUAGUUUUCAAUGCCUCGUACCAUGGCCUUUAUUACAUAGUGACUCUGGUUGUGGUGAGCGCAAACAUGGUUUCCAAGCCAGCGAGAUCAAUCACGGUGUUAACCAAACCUCUACCUGUAACCAGCGUUUCCAUCUAUGAUUAUAAACCAUCACCAGAAACUGGGGUGCUGUUUGAGAUCCAGUAUCCAGAGAAGUACAAUGUUUUCACCCGUGUAAAUAUAAGCUACUGGGAAGGGAAAGACUAUCGGACCAUGUUAUAUAAAGAUUUCUUUAAAGGCAAAACCGUUUUCAAUCACUGGCUGCCGGGAAUAUGUUACAGCAACAUCACGUUUCAGCUGGUGUCUGAAGCGACGUUCAGCAAAAGCACCCUGGUGGAAUACAGUGGGGUGAAACACGAAGCAAAGCAACACCGAACAGUUCCCUACCCACCUCGAAACAUUUCUGUGCAUAUCUUACAUAUGAACGUCAAUGAGAACUGGGAGGAGCAGAGUGGAAGUUUCCCCGAAGAGCCGUUCUUGGGGACGCAGAACACAAUGCGACAGGACAAAGCCACCCAGAUUCUGGACGAUCUCCCUGAGCUCCCAACUGCAAACACUUCCUAUACGUGGCCCGAUUACCGCUACAAUAGCAGCGACUAUGAAACCACGUCUCAGCCCGAUUGGUGGAUUAACGAGCCCGACUCCCCAGAGAAUGAAGACGAGUUUGUCAACGCAAUCCCAAGAGAUUAUGAGAGCGUAAGCCCCACCGAGGAGUUUGGGAGCCCUACGCCGGAGCCUUCCUCGUUCCUCCCAAUGAAAAUGGUGCUGAGUUGGCUGCCUCCCAAGCCACCCACGGCGUUUGAUGGCUUCCAUAUUAACAUUGAGAGAGAAGAGAACUUCACAGAAUUCCUGACUGUUGGUGAGGACAUUCACGAAUUUGCCAUGGAUCUGAAAGAACCAGGGAAAUACACAAUAUCUGUUACAACAUUCAGCUCUUCUGGCUCAUGUGAAGUUCGGGAAAGCCAAUCUGCCAAAACACUCAGUUUUUAUAUUAGUCCCACAGGGGAAUUGAUAGAAGAGCUCACCGAGAAACCUCAGAACGUCGUGGCGACAGUGCUGACCUCUACCACGGCCUCGUUGUCCUGGACCACUUCACAGGAGACCAGCAGCACCAGCACCAUCAUAUCUGUCGUGUCCUUGACAUGCCAGAAACAGAAGGAGAGUCAAAGGCUUGAAAAGCAUUACUGCUCAGAGGUGAAUACAAGCAGCAGCUUUAUCGAAAACCUGGUUCCUGGCGCUCAGUACCAAGUUGUGAUUUACUUACAGAAGGGACCGCUGGUUGGGCCUCCUUCCGAUCCUGUGAAAUUUGCUAUUGUGCCAACUGGGAUAAGGGAUUUAACCCUUUACCCUUUGGGCCCUACUGCUGUGGUCCUCAGCUGGAACAGGCCUCUUCUGGGUGUUUUCCGGAAAUACAUUGUAGAAAUGUUUUAUUUCAACCCGUCAACAAUGACCUCGGAGUGGACAACGUACUACGAAAUAGCAGCGACCGUCUCCUUAACGUCAUCAGUGAGAAUAGGAAACCUUCUGCCUGCCUGGUAUUACAACUUUCGGGUCACUAUGGUGACAUGGGGAGUCCCAGAGCUGAGCUGUUGUGACAGUUCCACCAUCAGCUUCAUAACAGCUCCAGUAUCCCCUGAAAUCACUUCAGUUGAAUAUUUCAAUAACCUUCUCUACGUCAGCUGGAUCUAUGGCGAUGACAACACAGACCUUUCUCAUUCUCGAAUGUUGCACUGGAUGGUUAUUGCAGAAGGAAAGAAAAAGAUAAAAAAGAGUGUGACGCGAAACAUCAUGAGUGCAGUGCUCAGCCUGCCUCCGGGGGACAUCUACAAUCUCUCGGUAACUGCUUGCACCGAAACAGGAAGCAACACAUCUGCGCUUCAGCUGGUGAAAGUUGACCCAGCUCCUCCGAGGUCACUUUUCGCUGUGAAUAAGACCCAGACAUCUGUGACUCUCCUAUGGGUGGAAGAGGGGGUUGCUGAUUUCUUUGAAGUCUUCUGCCAGCAGGCUGGUUUGAGCCAAGACACAAAGACCCAGGAGCCUGUUACGGUUUCUUCGCACGUAGUGACCAUCUCCAGCCUCCUGCCUGCCACGUCCUACAACUGCAGUGUGACCACCUUCAGCCACAACAGCCCCAGCAUCCCCACCUUCAUUGCUGUCUCCACAAUGGUUACGGAGAUGAAUCCCAACGUGGUGGUCAUCUCUGUCCUAGCCAUCUUGAGCAUCCUUUUGAUAGGCCUGCUGCUGGUCACUCUUGUGGUCCUUCGGAGAAAACACCUGCAAAUGGCCAGGGAAUGUGGAGCUGGAACCUUUGUGAACUUUGCUUCACUGGAGAGAGACGGAAAACUUCCAUAUAACUGGCGUAGGAGUGUAUUUGCUUUCCUAACUCUGUUGCCUUCCUGCCUAUGGACUGAUUAUCUCUUGGCGUUUUAUAUUAACCCUUGGAGUAAAAAUGGACUGAAGAAGAGGAAGCUGACCAACCCCGUCCAGCUGGAUGAUUUUGACAGCUACAUCAAAGAUAUGGCGAAAGAUUCCGAUUACAAAUUCUCUCUGCAGUUUGAGGAACUGAAGCUGAUUGGGCUGGAUAUCCCACACUUUGCAGCUGACCUCCCUAUGAACCGCAGUAAAAAUCGCUACACGAAUAUCCUCCCUUAUGAUUUCAGCCGAGUUCGAUUGGUCUCAAUUAACGAAGAAGAAGGUUCAGAUUACAUCAAUGCCAACUAUAUCCCUGGUUACAACUCUCCCCAAGAGUACAUCGCCACCCAGGGGCCACUGCCAGAGACGAGGAACGACUUCUGGAAGAUGGUUCUCCAGCAGAAGUCGCAAAUCAUUGUCAUGCUCACACAAUGCAAUGAGAAAAGAAGGGUAAAAUGUGAUCACUAUUGGCCUUUCACAGAAGAGUUGGUUCCUUAUGGGGACAUCACAGUGGAGAUGCUUUCUGAAGAGGAGCAAUCGGAUUGGGUCUUUAGGAAUUUCAGAAUCAACUAUGCCGAUGAGGUGCAGGACGUGAUGCAUUUUAAUUACACGGCUUGGCCUGAUCACGGAGUCCCUCCUACAAACGCGGCCGAAAGCAUCUUGCAGUUUGUGCAGAUGGUCAGGCAGCAGGCAGCAAAAAGCAAAGGCCCCAUGAUCAUUCACUGCAGUGCCGGCGUGGGACGGACAGGGACUUUUAUAGCAUUGGACCGACUCUUACAGCACAUUCGGGACCACGAGUUUGUAGAUAUAUUGGGGCUGGUGUCCGACAUGCGGUCCUAUCGGAUGUCUAUGGUACAGACAGAGGAACAAUACAUUUUUAUUCACCAGUGUGUGCAAUUAAUGUGGCUAAGGAAAAAGAAGCAGUUCUGCAUCAGCGACGUUAUAUAUGAGAAUGUCAGCAAGUCAUAAUUCCAGGCCAGGCG
Molecule: messenger RNA, 3896 nt
Organism: Zootoca vivipara (common lizard)
Lineage: Eukaryota; Metazoa; Chordata; Lepidosauria; Squamata; Lacertidae
Gene: PTPRO
Product: protein tyrosine phosphatase receptor type O
Biological process (GO): regulation of glomerular filtration; peptidyl-tyrosine dephosphorylation involved in inactivation of protein kinase activity; axon guidance
Cellular component (GO): glutamatergic synapse; GABA-ergic synapse; plasma membrane
Molecular function (GO): protein tyrosine phosphatase activity; cadherin binding; Wnt-protein binding
Source: RefSeq, a predicted model, not a curated record